Messenger RNA from Lathyrus oleraceus (garden pea), 531 nucleotides. RefSeq lists its product as uncharacterized. The transcript has a single exon. The record is from RefSeq and is a predicted model, not a curated record. Lineage: Eukaryota; Viridiplantae; Streptophyta; Magnoliopsida; Fabales; Fabaceae. The coding region runs from base 1 to 531 and encodes 176 amino acids.
AUGUAUGAUAAUGAUUCUGAUAGAAGACAUGCACCUGUAACAAUGAGAGACGAAAGAAGUCGCUUGUAUCAAGUUAUUAUGGUUUAUGGUAUACAUAAUCAUUACUUGUGUCACAAGUUAUUCGGUCAGACCAUUAUAUGUCUCCUUAAUCUUGAGGAGAAGAAACUUAUUUCUGACACGACAUUGAAUAUGGUGCCGUCCAAAAAUAUACUUAAAAUGUUGAAACAGAAAAUACCUCAAAAUGUCUCAAAUAUUAAGCAAAUAUACAAUAUUUGUGCCAUAAACAACAAGACGAUAAGAGGACAGAGAACUGAAACGCAACAACUAUUGAAGCUUCUGGAUGAUAAACAUUGUGCUUCUAUGUACAAAGUGUGUGAGGAUGAAGUCACUGCUCGAGAUAUAUUUUGUACUCUUCAUGAUUUCAUCAAGUUGUUCAAUGCAUUUUCCACUAUGCUUAUAAUUGAUUCAACAUACAAAGCAAACAUGUAUAUACUUCCACUUCCUCAAAUUGUUGGUGUUACUUCGAUAUAA